UGAUAACAUUUUCGUAAUCAGCAUUUUUCUCUCAUCAUGUCGCAUGCCAACUACUUCGUUCAGAUCGGUUGACGGAUGCGGUUUGGAUUGCUUUAAGUGGCCGAUUGGAUUGGAGCUGUUGUGUUGGAGCCAUUUUUUAACAUAUAGAAAUUAAGUUUUUUUCUGUGGCGUUUAAAUGUAAAUCGCGUAUAAGUGCGAGUGCAUGUAUUCCUUGAACAUUGAGCCUUACGUGUAUAAUUUCAUUCAAUAUUAACGACAAUAAAAUAAGCACCGCGGUCGAAGGUCAUUGGCAAAUAAAUAUCUUCCACCAACACUUUCACUUUUAAUAACAAAAAAUUACAAAAAAAGGUCAUAACACACGCAUUGCAUUUCAUAGUGUACAAAGAUGACAAACGACAAGGAGAAGACUAUACGUGUGGGCUCCAGAAAAAGUGAAUUAGCGCUUAUUCAGACGAAACAUGUCAUUUCCCGUUUACAAAAACUCUAUCCUAAAAAGAAAUUCGAGAUCCAUACCAUGUCAACGAUAGGCGAUCGUGUGCUCAACAUAUCACUGCCAAAAAUAGGCGAGAAAAGCCUUUUCACACGAGAUCUCGAGGAUUCAUUACGCAACGGUGGUGUAGAUUUCGUUGUACAUUCGCUGAAAGAUCUGCCUACCGCGCUACCAACUGGCAUGGCAAUUGGUGCUGUACUCGAGCGCGAAGACGCCAGAGAUGCGCUUGUGCUGCGUGAAGAGUACAAGGGUCAUACUAUUGAAACAUUGCCAAAAGGUUGUGUGAUAGGCACUUCCUCGCUACGACGCACAGCUCAAAUCCGACGGCAAUAUCCGCAUCUAACUGUUUGCGAUAUACGUGGCAAUCUGAAUACACGUCUCGCCAAAUUGGAUGCAAUCAAUUCAAAAUUCGCCGGCAUUAUACUCGCACAAGCUGGACUUGUACGUAUGGGUUGGGAGCAACGCAUUAGCCAGGUACUCGAGCCAACCGAUUUGCUUUAUGCUGUGGGGCAAGGUGCUCUGGCGGUUGAGUGUCGUGCCAACGAUGAGGAAGUGCUCGCAAUGUUGCAAAGUUUAAUGUGCCUGCCGACAACCUGUCGCAUACUAGCCGAGCGUAGCUUCCUCAAGACUUUAGGUGGUGGCUGCAGUGCACCUGUCGCUGUUUGGAGUAUUUUAGAUGGUGAUUUAACAGAAAAAAAUCAAAAUAACUGUAACAGCGCGUUAUCGCUGGUGGGCGCCGUAUGGAGUUUGGAUGGCACCACUGAGAUACGUGACAAAAAAGCCUGCAGCUUCGCCACGGAGGUAGUGAAGCAGGCGGCUGACGUUGAUAAUGCUAAUUUUGACGUGGCAGACAGCGAUGACGAUAGCAGCGAUCAACCGCCUAACAAACGCCGGCGCAGCAACGAGUCAAGCAGUCCAGAGCAGCAACGUCACAGUCCGCCAGUGAUAAAUGAUGAUGCCGAAGUGGAAAAGCUGACAGCCGCCUAUAGCAUGGGUGAUAUAAUUGAAAAACACAUCAGCUUGGCGAAACAUUGUCCCGUGAUUAGCGCCGAUUUGCAUAAAAUUGAAAUGAUAAACAAUGCAGAAAAUGGUAAUGUCAACGACAAUGACAAUGGAAAUGUCAAUGCAAAUGUGGACCUCUCGGCAGGCGGCGACUCGAAUGUCAACAAUCCACAUUGCCCGUUAAAAAUGAAUGUGGGGCAGGACUUUAUGGGUGAAUGCCCGUUUGUUAGUAAAGAAGAGAAGAUUAUAUUGGCAACUGCUGGGAAAUGUCCCGUUACAAAUGAGUUGCUACAAAAGCCGUACGAUGAAACUGACAAUGCUGUCGUUGCGGCCGUACCAUCUACCUCAAAAUGCCCGUUCGCCAGCAUGCACAGCACAGCGAAUGGCAAUGAAUUCUCCAGCAGUGCGCCAGAUGCGGCGACGGGCAAAUGUCCGUUCCUACAGAAAACCGUUAAGAUGUUUGAAUAUGCUGACGAGGAGAAACCACAACCGAAAUCGGUGCCAGUGCUGAUCGAAGAUGUGGAUAAUCUCUACUGUGGUCUGUUUCAGCAUGCCUGUUACAAUCGUGAAUUGUAUAUACGUAGUGAUGCCUUGGGCCGACAAUUGGCUGAGGAAUUGAUCAAAAAGGGUGCCUUAGAGGUUAUGAAGUGCGCACAAGCGGAAAUACAUAGCAAAGCAUAAAAAUGGAAACUUAAAAGAGAGAGGCAAAAUGCAAUAUCAUUCAUAGUCUCCAUUUGACCAUGGACCUUCAUUAUGAUGUAGUGUGUUAACGUGAAAAAGCAACUUUUUCAUUAAAAUAGUUAAUUUCCCUAAUUUGAUUCGAAACUUUUUGAAUACUGUAGGGUAGAUAGUGGGAAUUUGUUAACUUUUUUUUGCGCUUUUAAUAUUAUUUGCCAAGUUGAUGUUUGUGUAAUUAUUAGGCGCGCGUGCAUUAUGUGCAAAUUUUUUUCGUUUUCUUCUGUGCAUACUCUUAUUAUGUUUGUUUACGAAAUGGGGUAUAGUUUCUUUUGUUAAACAUAUUUAUUACUUCAUACGUGCAUGCAUACAUAUAUUAUGGAUUGAGAAUGUGUAUUUAAAAUAUCAUUUACCGCAAAAUAAAACUAAUUCGAUUGAAAUUGUCAACGAUAUUA
Zeugodacus cucurbitae (melon fly) is the source of this 2622-nucleotide messenger RNA. RefSeq lists its product as uncharacterized. The coding region runs from base 386 to 2173 and encodes 595 amino acids. Gene Ontology annotation, molecular function: hydroxymethylbilane synthase activity. Lineage: Eukaryota; Metazoa; Arthropoda; Insecta; Diptera; Tephritidae. Gene Ontology annotation, cellular component: cytoplasm. The transcript is spliced from 4 exons. The record is from RefSeq and is a predicted model, not a curated record. Gene Ontology annotation, biological process: heme biosynthetic process.